Trichomonas vaginalis G3 is the source of this 864-nucleotide messenger RNA. Its product is annotated as carbohydrate binding. The transcript has a single exon. The record is from RefSeq and is a predicted model, not a curated record. NCBI's taxonomy places the organism in Eukaryota, Parabasalia, Trichomonadida, Trichomonadidae. Bases 1 to 864 code for a protein of 287 amino acids.
AUGCAAGACAUAGAUCCUUGUCUGAAAUCGAUCCCACUUGAUAACGAACAUUUCAAAGUUACGCUAUCAAUUUUCAAUAAAUCUAUAAACGUAACACAUACAGACGCAAAAGACCAAAAAGUAUUAAUAGUAGAUACUCCUAUUACUGUUGAUAUAUCGAAGUGCUGGAUUGGCAUUACAGCAAUGUGUGAUGAUUAUACAUCAAGAAUAGAAUUGUUUAAUGCAACAUAUAAUACAAAUGAUAUAAUUAGCAAUCGAAGAAAGCAAGCAUGGACAUUCCAAGGAAUGCCAAUUUCAACAUCUUCAACAGUUCAACCAGAAAAGAUAGAAAAACUACGCAAUCCCUCAUUCCUUAUAAUGAGGAAUGAGCUUAAAUCAUACGAAACUACGAAAGGUGACUUAAAAGCCGCAAACAAAACAAUUGAAGAUUAUCUCAAAAUUACAGCAGAAUUUGCAGAAGUCAUUGACGAAGUUGCAACAUAUGGACAACUCAAUGACUUCAUUACCAACACUUUAGUGCCAUACACUGACUCCUGGCACCGAAGAACGUUCAAGAUUAUGGAUGCAGUUGCCAAAGCAAACAAAAUCAUGUCGGUUUCACUUAACGAGACACAAUCUCUACUUUAUUCAUUCAAUCAGACAGUAAAUUUGUCUUUAGCAAAAGCAAGGACAAAAAUUUCUUCAAUUAAAGAUAUUUUGCUUGAAGAAUCGGAAAUACAAUUCAUUGACCAGAUUAUGACAGUCAAGAAGUCUGUUUCUCCAAUUGUAAAUUAUUUAAUUUAUAUUAGUGCUGCAGAAGUCAUCGGAUUGAUUGCCUUUGGCUUCAUACAGUGCACUCCUUGGUUCAGGCAUAAAUAUAUGUAA